This is a messenger RNA of Naegleria lovaniensis, 735 nucleotides long. RefSeq lists its product as uncharacterized. The transcript is spliced from 3 exons. The coding region runs from base 1 to 735 and encodes 244 amino acids. NCBI's taxonomy places the organism in Eukaryota, Heterolobosea, Eutetramitea, Acrasida, Naegleriidae. Gene Ontology annotation, molecular function: cysteine dioxygenase activity; ferrous iron binding. Gene Ontology annotation, biological process: L-cysteine catabolic process. The record is from RefSeq and is a predicted model, not a curated record.
AUGAUGAUGCAUCACGAUCCUAUUGUGAGAAUAUCGGAUUGUUCAUCCAAUUCCUCUGAGUCUCAGAGGCAACAACAAAAUUAUUGCAGCAACAACGUUCCAAUGACUAUAACUUUGAAAAGCUUUCUCAACGAUCUGGAAACAUGCUUCAAAAACGGGCAAGGAAAAGUAAAUCCUGAAGAAGUCAAGAGCAUAUUCAGAAAAUACAGCAAUGAAAUGGAUAUCAAUGAUUUUGAACCCUAUUGUUAUGCCGAUUCUACUUCAACAUACACGAGAAAUUUGGUCAUGAACAAUCCAUACUUUUCUCUCAUUGUUCUGGUUUGGAAUCCGCAACAACACUCAUGCAUUCAUGCUCAUGGAGGUUCGCAAUGUUGGUUCAGAGUAUUGAGAGGACAAGUAAAGGAGUGUAGAUGGCUUGUUAACCCAAAGCAAGAUACGUCAUUGUCGCCUGUGAACCCAACCAAAGAAUUUAUUGCAAAUUUGGGAACCAUUGGUUAUAUUGAUGAUAGCAAUGGUGUUCAUUGUAUUGUGAAUAUGGCUGACGAGAUUUCUGUAUCGUUGCAUUGCUAUGCACCUCCCUAUCAAGAGUGUGCAUGCUACUCUGAUGACACUGGUGAAAUUUUCAAUGGAAAGGUCAUGUUUGACUCUGUUGGAGGACAGGUUUUGCACUCUCAUGACACCAUGUACAACUUUCUACGAAAGGAAAAGGAAGAAGCUGCUCAAAAACAGCUCUAA